Messenger RNA from Arabidopsis arenosa, 1476 nucleotides. The record is from the annotation of a GenBank genome assembly. NCBI's taxonomy places the organism in Eukaryota, Viridiplantae, Streptophyta, Magnoliopsida, Brassicales, Brassicaceae.
AGAUAUAUUCUUCUAUUUGCGGGUAUCAGCUUCUACAGAGCUUUUAGCAUUAAGAGUGUUUUUUAUAAUGGCUGGGGGAUCAAAGAAGACUAAAAGAGCAAGACUUGAUGACAGUGAAUCGGAAGACAUAAGCGACCAAGAAAACCUUAAGGUCGAAAGCGACAAUGAAGAUGAUCAAUUACCUGAUGGGAUAGAGGAUGAUGAAGUAGAUAGCAUGGAAGAUGACGAGGGAGAGAGUGAGGAAGAUGAUGAAGGAGAUAGCGAGGAAUAUGAUGAAGGAGAUAACAAGGAAGACGAGGAUGGAGAAAGCGAGGACUUUGAAGGUAAUGUUGACAAUAAAGAUGCUCAGAUGGAAGAGCUUGAGAAAGAGUACAUGGAGCUUCGUUCACAAGAACAGGAUAUAUUGAAGAACUUGAAGCGUGAUAAGGGUGAAGAUGCUGUUAAAGGUCAAGCGGUGAAGAAUCAGAAGGCUCUUUGGGAUAAAACUCUGGAGUUCAGAUUCUUACUUCAGAAAGCAUUUGAUCGUUCAAACAGAUUGCCACAGGAGCCUGUGAAAUCGUAUUUUUGUUCGGAAGAUGAGGAUGUCUCAGCAGCAUAUACAGAUCUAGUUACGUCAUCUAAGAAGACAUUAGAUUCCCUCUUGGAGUUGCAAGAGGCUUUGUUUGAGAAGAACCCCUCGGUUGAUCAACAAGGGAAUGCAACAGCUAGUGCAGAAUCCAAGAAAUCAGAUGCAGAAGAUAGCGAUGAAUGGCAGCGAAUAUCUGACUUGCAGAAAAGAAUGUCUGUGUUCCGAAACAAGGCUGUGGACAAAUGGCAGAGAAGAACGCAAGUUACAACUGGUGCAGCUGCUAUUAAAGGAAAGCUCCACGCCUUUAACCAGAACGUUAGUGAACAGGUUGCUUCCUACAUGAGGGAUCCAAGUAGAAUGAUUAAACAAAUGCAACAAUCAAGAUCUACUGUAGCUGUUUUUGGAACUGUCCCUCGGGAGGCCAUAGAACCAAUUCCAGAGGAAAAACAACAAGAAGGAGACCCUGAACUUGUGGAAGAUGCUGAGUUCUAUCGGCAGUUACUAAAGGAGUUUCUUGAGACCAUCGAUCCAGCUUCCUCGGAAGCGGCUUUCUACGAGAUGAAGAAGUUUCAGACGAAGAAGAGGAAAAUUGUGGAUCGACGUGCCUCUAAGAGCAGAAAGAUCAGGUAUAAUGUUCAUGAGAAGAUUGUCAACUUCAUGGCUCCACGACCAGCAAAGAUUCCUCCAAACACUGCGGAUUUGCUGAAGAAUCUCUUCGGUCUCAAGACCAGAAACGUUCAGUCUGAAGCUUAAUACAAACCGCAAUUUUGAAACGCAGCAAUAGAUCGACAUUUUUUGGGCUGUUGUAAAACUUGUAAUACUAUCGACAUCGCUUCUUAUUCAAAGCCAGAUUUGAAAAGCAUCAAGUUAAUUAUUUGUUAAAAUCCAAAUCAAAUUUUGACUAACAG